This is a messenger RNA of Eufriesea mexicana, 5284 nucleotides long. RefSeq names its product leucine rich repeat containing G protein-coupled receptor chaoptin (gene chp). Gene Ontology annotation, molecular function: protein binding. The coding region runs from base 1038 to 4919 and encodes 1293 amino acids. The transcript has 17 exons. The record is from RefSeq and is a predicted model, not a curated record. NCBI's taxonomy places the organism in Eukaryota, Metazoa, Arthropoda, Insecta, Hymenoptera, Apidae.
UAUUUGUUUUAUAUAAUGUGAGUGAGUAAUCAUAUACUUAUGAGUGUCUCAUGCAUACAUUGAGAAGUUGAUACUUUGUUGUUUCACAAUUUCGCCAAUAGACGAAAACCUGGGCGUUGCAGUAAAUAUUAUUAUUUCAGUAAGUUCCUUAUUUUUUUGCUCUUCGCAAUGUUUAUAUUAAUGAGUAACAGAUAGCGAUGUUCGAGUAGAACGAGAUAUGGUUUUAAUUUUAAGCGAUUGCAAGUAAUUUUUGCAAUUUUACACGUUUAGUAAUAUCAUAAUAUUAUGAAUGAUUUAAAAUAAAUUACAAAUUUUUAUUUAUAAAACGUUACUUCCGAGCAUUUUGUUGAUGCUGAUAAAAAUAUCGUGUCAAAAUCUAAUUACAAAAAAUUAUACAAUGCUCGGCUUCUAGAAUGUGAAACUUACGUAAGUAUAAAUUCACGUUAAUAUUUGUUAAAUUUACGAAUACCUAUCUAUAUGUACAUUAUCAGAACUUGUUUUUCUUAAAAAAUUAGACCAAACCUUAACACGUGUUCUUUUAUAACAACUUCCAACAACCAAUCGUACAUAGACCAUAGAUUUAAUGAAACUCACCAGAGUGCAAUAUUACAAAUAAUUUUCAAUGAUGUCUACCAGCUUCGAUAUACUAACAAUAUUAAUAAAAUUUUGUUGAUUACCUAAAACUUUUAUACGAAAUGUAUGCAAAUAUAUUAGUGGUCUGGUAAAAUCCGAUCAAUGACGUUAUCAUUGCGACCCACGUGCCUGCGUACCCUCAAAUAACUAUAGUCAUAAUUCGAACGUUCACUGACGUUUUGUGCGACUAUUUUCAUUCGCUGCCUAAUGGAAUAUCGUCCUUAUAAUCGGGUAAAGAGAAGCACCGAAACUGACGGCACUCCCGAAGCCCUAUUACAUAGGGUACUGGCGGCCACUUAGGUAGUAAAAUCCUCAGUGCGAUCAUCGUGAUCGAGGCGCGACGAUCCCAUGAUCGUGAGCUCCGAUAGAGACUCUCUGGUAGUGUUCUCUUGGUCCAUGGAAUUAUGCAUUUAACAACGAUGGUGAAGGUGGGUUACGCUCUGGUGAUUUUUACCCUGUUGCUGAUGAUGUGGGCGUCCAUGGCUCGGAUGCACGAGCUUCCUGUGCAAUAUCCACCCUGUUUUUUCAACCCCCUUUGUACCUGUUCGAAAGCCAUUCCCGAUCUGGGUAUAGUCACCUGUUACAAUGUGCCGAUGCCGCGGAUACCUCAACCGAUAAAUUCUUCCAAGGUGUUCAUGCUGCAAUUGGAGAACAACGGAUUGAUGUUUCUGCAGCCACAAUUUCUCGUGAAUACGGGUCUAUACAACCUACGGAUCAAGCAUAAUCCUCUGGCCGACAUCCCGGACGAAGCUUUCCUAGGGCUUGAGAGAUCGUUAUGGGAGCUCGAAUUACCCUACAAUCGCCUGGAAAAAGUUCCCAGCAGGUCAUUCAGACAUUUGCAGAAAUUACAACUUCUCGAUCUGACAGGUAACAAGAUAUCGAAGAUUUCCUCAGACAAUUGGCGUGGUCUGGAGAAUUCUCUGCAAAAGCUGCGACUAGGACGGAAUGCCAUCGACAAACUUCCGGCGGACGCGUUCGCAGGCCUCACUUAUUUGGACAUGCUCGACUUGAGGGAGAACAACCUGAAAGAAAUCGAUCCUUCCGUGUUCAGAGAUGGCAUGGCACACCUGGUAUACCUGUACCUGAACGGAAAUCAAUUGACUCAUAUUCCCUACGCGCAGUUAUCAUCUCUGAAGCGCAUGAAGGUGUUGGAUCUAAGUUACAACAGGAUAUCGAAGAUGCUUAACACGCAACAAGAACCGGAAAUCAGAGGGCUUCAGAUGUCGCUGGAUAUAUUGCGGUUGGAUAAUAAUCAAAUCGAGACACUGAUGUCUGGGGAUUUCCAACAUUUUUAUAAAGUCAACAGAACACAUCUCGAUGGUAAUCCCUUGACUAUGAUCGAGGAGGGUACAUUCAGGGAUUCGAGAAUACGGGAACUUUAUUUUAACGAUUGCGAUCUAUUAGAGGUCAGUUCGCCUGAUUUCUCUGGCUUGGAAUCGUCCCUCGAAUUGCUGGAUCUCUCAGGGAAUAAUAUUACUAAUCUUCCAAGUCCUAUCUUUCAAGAAUACGAUUUUUUGCGCACUCUGAUCUUCCGUGAGAACAAGAUUCAGACCCUUCAGCCGGCUGAAGUAUUCAAUGGUUUCCAAUACUCUCUGUAUAAUCUGGAUCUGAGUGGCAAGGAGAACAGCGUGGUGUCCCUUCAGGAUUUACGACAGAUGAGAAACAUGAGAUUCCUUUCGAUCUCGAAGAUGCCACAGUCGACGUUAUCACCAGACGAUUUUAUGGAGUAUGGGAUGGACAUCAAAGAACUUCGUAUAGUCCAAAGCAAUAUGAACACCAUCAAAAGUCACGCUUUCAUGCACGUAAGAGGGAUCAAGUACCUGGAUUUUUCGGAAAAUUCGAUCACCUCCAUAGAAGACGAAGCUUUCUCAGAGGUUGGUCAUUCGCUUCUAACGUUGAGAAUGGCUCAUGGUUUAGCCUCUUCCGUAUCUGAAAUACCCAGUACACCAUUUAAGUUCCUCACGAAUCUACAACACCUUGACUUUAGUAACAAUAAAAUAAAAUCGCUACCGGAUACGUCUUUUCACUUCCUGAAGAGAAUUAAACGUAUGGAAUUGCAGGAUAAUGAAAUCGAUAAUAUCAGAAAGGGAACGUUCCAGGGCGAUAUACACUCCUACCUGGAAGAAGUGAAUUUCUCGUUCAACAAGAUCAAGACGGUUCAAACUCACACGUUCGUCGACCUGCCAAAAUUAACGAUGAUAAAUUUAGAGGACAACGCUAUAGAUAGAAUCGAGAGACGAGCGUUUAUGAACAUGAAACUACUGAAGUAUAUUAACCUACGGGGUAACAAAAUAAGGGACAUCACUGAUGAAGCAUUCCAGAAUCUGCCAGAUUUGGAAUUUCUCGAUCUCGCCUACAACGACUUGACCGAGUUCGAUUUUGCCUCGUUCGACCAAGUUGGAACUCUAUCGUCGUUCAAAGUGAAUGCCAGCCAUAAUGAAAUCCCGAAAUUGUGGAUCAACAGCACCACAUUCACGCCACCAACCACCACAGACAUCAUUCAUUUUGGCGGCACAAUCCAAUCAAACAUCAAAGUCCUCGACCUGAGCUACAAUAACAUAUCGGAUAUAAUGAAGUAUUACUUUAAACCGGUCGAAUACUCCUUAACGCAUCUCUAUCUAUCUCACAACCAACUGAGCAACGUCACCCAAGGUGUCUUCGGAAAUAUGCCACACUUGCAAUGGCUUGACUUAAGUCACAAUGAGCUGAUGGAAAUCGACUUCGACUGCUUCAGAAAUACGAAAAACAUCCAAGUGCUCUUUCUCUCGUGGAACAAUAUUAUGGAUAUUCCGGCUGAAGCGCUCAGAUCGCUGAAGAAGCUGAGGAUCGUCGAUCUUUCCCAUAAUAAAUUAAGAACACUGCCUGAUAACAUGUUUGCCGAUGCGAAUAUAGAAAGCUUAGAUUUGUCUCAUAAUCAAUUCAUGAGGCUACCUAUAAAAACAAUGUCCAUCUCAGCGGCUGCUAGUUUGUCCAUGUUGGAUUUGUCUUGGAAUACUCUGUCGGGCAUCCAUACUACGGAUGCUAUAUUUAGACUAAGAAGUCUAACAUGGUUGGAUCUGUCUUAUAAUCGAUUAGUUAGGCUUGAUGAUGGAGUGUUCUCUGAUUUACCAUAUCUAACUCAUCUCGAUCUGAGUCACAACAAACAACUGCUCUUGGAAUCACGUGGAAGAACGUUCCACGGUUUGGAGGACUCGCUUCUGUAUCUUGAUUUAAGCAAUAUUUCACUUUUAAGUGUGCCAGAAUUACCACUGCGACGACUGCAAACAUUGUAUUUGGCGCACAAUGAGUUGGCAUCGAUACCACCGGAAAUGGCAUCGAACCUGACGUCCCUGCACUACUUGGACUUGAGUGCCAAUGAUCUGACAGUAGUACCAUUGAUCACGCACACCCUACCUGAAUUGAAAACUUUUAAUUUAGCGGAUAACCCCAUUACGGCUGUGAGCAACACAAGUUUCUUAGGUAUUGCGGACAGUCUUGAGGAAUUGGAUAUACGACGAUUGUCUUUGUCGACUUUUGAAAGCGGAGCACUGUGCAAAGCCACAAAACUCCGCAAAUUAUAUAUAACCGCUUACAACGGAGUAAAGAAUUUCAACUUCCCCAAUAUCUUGGAAUAUAAUCAUGGUCUGCGGCAUCUAGUCAUUGAUGUACAAAAUGAAACAAAUUUAGAGAAAGAGAUGAAAGGGAAGUUCCCCAAUAAAUUAUUUAAUAUAACAUUAACUGGUCGAGCAUUAAAGGAUAUAAACCUGGAUAUACUGCGAGGCAUAAGAAAUCCGCAUUUGCACUUUGGAAUGUACAACACGAGCGUAAGCACCGUGCCUAAGCAAAUGUUUGAAAAUGCAGAAUGGGUAAGGAACGUGACGGUUCAUCUUUACCAGAACGACGUGCGAACCCUUCACAAUCCAUCCAAUGGAUACAAGCCAGGCGUGCCAGGAAAACGAUUUCUGCUGAAACUUACAGUAAGAGGAAGCUAUUUCACUUGCGACUGUGACAUCGGAUGGAUGGAAACAUGGCAGAGAAAGCACAGGCAAUAUCAGGAAGAUCGCUGCACUACCUAUAGUGAAUUUAAGAAUUUCGAACGAGACGAGGAGGAUGACGAAUUCGAUUGCUGGGAUAAUGGCUGGGACGAUGAUCUUCGUGAAUCGUUUUGCUUAAACAAGAAUAAUAUAUCUGUUUUGGAAGCGUUGAAAACCGAACUCGAAUGUGGAUGGGGCGCUGGAAGUUACAUUUAUGCGCCUCAUUAUUUCAUUCUUUUCUUUUUCAUUAUUUCCACAAUGAUUAUCUCUUAGAUUUUGCCUUCCGUGUACCUCGAUUUUAUUUGUUGAAGAACAUCCAUGAUUUCCUUCCUCGUAAUGUAUAACCAUUUAAAGUGCGAACUUGUUUACCAAAGCAAAAAUAACCUCAAUUUUAUUCGCAAGAAAUAUAUCGUGAAUGUGAUCAUGUUUAUUUGAUGUUAGGAAACUAUGUAAAUGAAUAGCAGUGGUGAGAAUCAGUGUAUUGUAACGUUCGUGUAUAAGAUAUGUAACAAUCAUAAUUUAAUUAUAUUUACGAUGUGUCAUUACUAAGUACAGAAUAUUUACAGUAGUGUAGUUUGAUUAAGUGAUAAAUUAAGUAUAUCGUGUUGAUGUUAUAUUUAUUUAUCACCGCCGAUGAC